AUCUUUGGGUCCAUGCUUUAAUGGUGAAAUUCACAGGACGAGAACUCGUACGUCCCGGUAUUACACGAUUUGCAACAAAUUUUAUUGCUCUAAACAGUAUCCUUCAAAAUAAAAAUGGAUUAAAGUCCAUGUUUGCAUCAGAUGAAUGGCAAACAUCUCGUUAUGCCACCACGGCUGAUGGAAAAUCGAUUGAGCAAAUAAUUAUGUCUACCAAGUUUUGGGAUUAUGUGAAAGAGAUUGUUGAUAUUGUGGAGCUGCUAAAUGUGGUCCUCCGUUUAGUGGAUCAGGAAAAAAUACCUCAAAUGGGACAUGUUUAUUAUAAACUGAGGAUGGCUAAAUAUAAUAUUAAAAAAAAUAAUCCACUACGGUUCCAAUCUUUUCUAAAAAUUAUUGACAGACGUUGGGACGUCCAGAUGAGCCGGGAUCUACACUUAGCAGGUUAUUAUCUUAAUCCGUCAUACCAUCAUUGUUAUAAUCUUGGAUUUGAUGAUGAACUGUUGAAGGCAUUACGAAACGUUAUCAAUAGAUUGGAGAGGGAUCCAACACAUGCUGCUCUUGCCAUAAGUGAGGUAUAAUAUUUUUUCAAUGUAUUAUUAGUUUGCUAGAUGUUAAUAUGCUGAUUUUCGUGAAUCCUCUGGAACUUUCGGUGAAGCGGGUGCAAUUAACGGAAGACACAAUACCGAUCCUAGUAAGUAACUCCAUAAUUUGGACAGUUUACAGCUGAUGAUAAAUCUUAUUUGAUAUAUUUUUAACUUUUAAUUGUACAGCUGAGUGGUGGCUACAAUAUGGCGGAUCGGCAAAGUACUUAAAAAAGAU
Ananas comosus (pineapple) is the source of this 816-nucleotide messenger RNA. RefSeq lists its product as uncharacterized. The transcript is spliced from 2 exons. Bases 21 to 575 code for a protein of 184 amino acids. The record is from RefSeq and is a predicted model, not a curated record. NCBI's taxonomy places the organism in Eukaryota, Viridiplantae, Streptophyta, Magnoliopsida, Poales, Bromeliaceae.